This is a messenger RNA of Stegastes partitus (bicolor damselfish), 6934 nucleotides long. Its product is annotated as phospholipase D1-like. Bases 87 to 2360 code for a protein of 757 amino acids. The transcript has 20 exons. Gene Ontology annotation, cellular component: plasma membrane region; intracellular membrane-bounded organelle. Gene Ontology annotation, biological process: phosphatidic acid biosynthetic process; phospholipid catabolic process; regulation of microvillus assembly. The record is from RefSeq and is a predicted model, not a curated record. NCBI's taxonomy places the organism in Eukaryota, Metazoa, Chordata, Actinopteri, Pomacentridae. Gene Ontology annotation, molecular function: phosphatidylinositol binding; D-type glycerophospholipase activity.
UGUUUGGGCGACCUGAGGAUGAGGAGGAGGAUGAUGGUGACCCCUCGGGCUCAGGUGAGCCCGGGGCUCCACACUGAGUGCUAACCAUGCUGGGCCAGUCGGAGCCGACCUCCAGCACCCUGCAGCUGGUGGCCAACGACAUGACGGGCAUCAUGGAGAAGCUGGACACCCGGGAGCUCGACCUCGGGGACGGAGAGUACGACACGACGGACACCACCGCUCCAGAGGAGCGUUUGCCUUUCACUGCGAUCUACCACACGGUGGGCUUCAAGGAGAGCCAGGCCAGAGUCUUCCUGUCGUCUCCCAUCACCGCCAAGAUCCUGGAGGUGGAGCGCUUCACCUCGGCUCAGGACCGCUUCAACGUCACCACGCAGAGGAGCGUCAACAAGUCGAUGCCUGCUGUGUAUAAGAUCGAGAUGAAGCACGGGGAGUUCACGUGGCUGGUGAAGAGGAAGGAGAAGCACUUCAUGGAGCUGCAUCGAGAGCUGAGGACCUACAAGACCUUCAUGAGGCUGCCGCUGCCGUCGCGCAGCCACACGGUGAAGCGGCAGACGGCGACCAGGAGCGAGGUGAGGCAGAUGCCGAACCUGCCCCGAGGAGGAGGAGACGAGCUGGGCCGAGAGGAGCAGGUGUCCAGCCGGAGGAAACAACUGGAGGAUUACUUGAACAACCUGCUGAAGAUGCCGAUGUACCGGAACUACCACGCCACGAUGGAGUUCAUUGAAGCAAGUCAGCUGUCCUUCAUCCACGACCUGGGACCGAAAGGCCUAGAAGGGAUGGUGCUGAAGCGAUCCGGCGGCCAUCGGAUCCCCGGCUUGAACUGCUGCGGUCGCAGCAAAAUGUGCUACCGCUGGUCCAAACGCUGGCUGGUGGUGAAGGACUCGUUCCUGCUGUACAUGAAGCCCGACUCCGGUGCCAUCUCCUUCGUGAUGCUGUUCGACAAGGAGUUCAGCAUCAAGAUGGACUCCAAAGACACGGAAACCAAACACGGCGUCCGCGUCGACAGCCUCAACAGGUCGCUGGUGCUGAAGUGCAGCAGCUACAGACACGCCCGGUGGUGGGGUCAGGCCAUCGAGGGCUUCGUCCAGAAGCACGGCUCGGCCUUCCUCAAAGACCACCGCUUCGGAUCCUUCGCCCGGCAGGAGGAGAAUAUCCCCGCCAAAUGGUAUGUGAACGGGAAGCUGUACAUGGAGGACGUGGCCGACGCUCUGGAGGAAGCCAAGGAGGAAAUCUUCAUCACGGACUGGUGGUUGAGUCCAGAGAUUUUCCUGAAGAGGCCGGUGGUCGAAGGAAACCGGUGGCGUCUGGACUGCAUCCUGAAACGCAAAGCGGUGAGCAGGAAACCUGUCAUUUUAGUCGCUGCCAUCCUGCGCUCGGCCUCAGACUGGUCGGCCGGCAUCAAGUACCACGAGGAGUCCAUCCACAACGCCUACGUGGAGGCCAUCAGGAACAGCCGCCACUUCGUCUACAUCGAGAACCAGUUCUUCAUCAGCUGUGCGGACAACAGACACGUCUUCAACAAGAUCGGAGACACGAUCGCAGAGCGCAUCAUCAGAGCGUACAGGGAGGGUAAAAAGUACCGAGUGUACGUGGUGACGCCGCUGCUGCCGGGCUUCGAAGGCGACAUCAACACCGGAGGAGGCAGCGCCAUCCAGGCCGUGAUGCACUUCAACUACCGGACCAUGAACCGAGGAGACCACUCCAUCAUCUCCCAGCUCAAGAGAGAAAUGGGCGACCAGUGGAUGAACUACAUCUCCAUCGCCGGCCUGAGGACUCACGCCGAGCUGGAGGGCCGGCUGGUCACCGAGCUCAUCUACGUCCACAGCAAGAUGCUCAUCGUGGACGACAACACCGUCAUCAUCGGCUCGGCCAACAUCAACGACCGCAGCAUGCUGGGGAAGAGAGACAGCGAGGUGGCCGUGAUCGUGGAGGACUCGGAGACGGUUGCCUCGGUGAUGGACGGGCAGCAGUACGAGGCGGGACGGUACGCUCUGGAGCUCCGCCUGGAGUGCUUCAGGACCAUCCUCGGCGCCCACACUGACCCCUCCAUCGACGUGUCGGAUCCGAUCAGCGAUCAGUUCUACAAGGAGGUCUGGAUGGCCACCUGCGCUCGCAACGCCACCAUCUACCAGAAGGUUUUCCGCUGUCUGCCGUCCAGCGACGUCCGUAACAUCCUGGAGCUGGAGGGCUACCUGGCCAAGCCGGGCCUGGACAAGGAGGACCUGCCGCGGGCUCACGAGGAGCUCAAGAAGAUCCGCGGCUUCCUGGUCCAGUUCCCUCUGCAGUUCCUGUGCGAGCAGAACCUGCUGCCUCCCAUCGGCUCCAAGGAGGCCAUGGUGCCGAUGGAGGUCUGGACCUGAGCGGGACGGACUCGUGGAAGCGCUCGUGUGUCGGUCAGGUGGCUGAACCUGGCGCCGUUCUGGAGGUCCGAGCUGCUGAACAGAACUGCACAGCUGAAGUUGUUUUCAUGUUUUUACUCUUUAACAAACGACUACGUUCACGUCUUUACUCGUAUCGUCACCAGUGACUCGCGGUCGCUCGUUAACCAGCAGCUGUGAGGUUUUUAGCCCUGAAUUUAGACUCCUGUCAAAUCACACGACGGCUGCAGUCCAGAUUUCUAGCACCUUAACGAGGGGCGCUAAUGAUUAACUGUUAAUCAAAUAAUAAGAAUUUAACAGACAAGACAGAAGGAUGAUGGAAGACAUGUUGUCGAUCAGCUGUAGUACCUGGUUGCGCCACCAGGUGGAGCCUCUUGCUGUUGAGUGAGCUCCAGGUGUGUUUGCUGCACCUCCCUGAUGUCUAACUGUGGCCGUCAUGUUAAUGAAAUCUGCAGAAUGAACGGUGUCUGGUGGUGGUCGGGUUUAGCUAGCAAGCUGAGGCUCAUGCUAACGAUGCUAAGCUAGGAUUAUCAGACAACAACGCACACUAGUGUAUAACUAACUUCCAGCAUAGUUGAAACUAUCGUGAUGGAGGGCAUCUAUGACUCUCUGAGUGUAAAUUAAACACUGACUUUACGGGUUCUUCACACUGCAGCUCGUCUGCUGCGUUCGAUACGUCAGAUUUUGUCGCUGACUUUAAAUUAAGUCGUUAUUUUUGGUUGUUUAAUCUAAAAUCCGUUAACCUGGAGUUUACUUUAUCUGCUCUUCUAGCUCCUGAUGUGACUGAACCGAUUCAGCAGCAAACGUUAUGCAUCAGCAGCUAGAAGCAGUUUUUACAGGAAAACGUCCACUUUAUCGACUUCAUCGCAUUUAUUUGAUCAAAAUCGUGUCACGCCGAGUUUUGUAGAACAGACGUGGAUCUGCUCUGUGAAACAGACGAGUGGCGGCUUCUGAAAUUACUUUAAAAAGCACAAGUUCAACGGAUUGUCUCGUAGCAGAGGGAGCGCUGCCUGUCAGGCUAAACUCAGGGCUGAAAACAUCACGUUACAGUAGAUAACCAGCAGGUUCUCUGAACGCCGUUCUGAUGGUAUUUACAGAAUCCUGCAAGACUGUUUGAAACAUCUGCAUGAACAACAAAACGUGGGGAAAAGUAGCUUUGAACCUGUUUUUGACUCACAAAUUGAUGAUUUUUUUUUUUAAUCAAACAGUCGACAAGAUAUUUUUUUACAUCAAGAUUCAGCAAAUAUCAUCAGGACGGUGGGAUCACUUCUGUUAUUGAUUAUUAAUGUUUGGCUCAGUAGACCAGCAGCUUGUUUUCUCCAACCAACAACUGAAGCUCCAACAUUUGCAGCCCUGUAAGACCAAGAACAAGUUUUUCUCUUCGUCUUGAAAAGCGAUAAUUUGAUUAAUUCCGACUAAUCAACCUUCAGUCAAUCAUCUCUCAGAGAAACCAGUGUUUAGCUGCUCCGUGACCUGAAGAUUCGAACUAGAAAACCCAACUCUGCCUCCACUUCUAGACUUGCUGCUGCAGUUCUGUUCUCGUCGGCUGUUUUCGAAGCAGCGUCGCCUCCAGAAGCGCUUUGCACACACGAGUGGACUAAAUGUACAAACGGGGGAAACGUGGAUGCUCCUUCCACUCCUACGAACACGGUGACGAACUCCACGGUGCCUGAAAAUCUGGGCGUCAUGUUUACAAAGAAGAAGAAGAAGUGGUGAAGGAAGUGACCCCCGCCGAGACCCCACGGCCUCCAACAACACUAUGCAACGUCCGAGGCCGGCGAACGCAGCUCUGACUCUCCUGAGAGAAGACACUAAAUACAUAAAAGCAGCCGAGGAUGAAGAGCAGCAUCGAUUCUUUUUCCUUUUUCUUCUUUUUUUAUUAUUAUCUCUCAUACCUCUGCUUUUAAUAUUUAUGUCAACCAGGAAAUCACAAGUGCCAAAGACUGACGUUAAAGCAGUUCAUCUACAUUCCUCAUACUGUGGAUUCUAAGCCUCAAGUGACCUGUCUUUGUUCUCUAACGUGGUCUUUGCAGUCCGCCAUGGAGCUCUAGUCCACAGGUUUCCUCUCAUUUCCUGGAUAGAACCACUUUAGUUUGAAAAAGAAUCAGUUUAUAUGCAAGAUCCACAUGUAAUAAACCGCAUAUUUGCCUUCAGACUGGCAGAAAAAAUAAUCAAAACUGUGCAAAAGUCGAGUUUUCUCCAGGAGUCUGUGAGAACAUUCAGAUGAAGCUUCUGGACGACAGAAGCCUCAGAUUCAUGCAUGAUGUGUUUAUUAAAAUGUUUAACACGACGUCAGAAAGAGGAAAUCCUCGCAGCUCGUAGAUAACAUCGGCGCUAUUUUGCACAUUUAAAGCUGCAUUUGGUGAUUUAUUUAUUUAUUUUUUGGCCACUAGGGGGCAGCAGAACAAGCAGAAAACGCAACAUCCCACUUUUUUUUGCUCCGUUUUUGGUCUCCACCAUCUCUGGAGCAAAAUAUCCGAAUCGUCAGCUGCUAAAUGUUCCACUAGUUCUACCAGCUAGUUGUUGUUUACAUCUGUUUGUUUACCAGAGAUUGUUUCUGCCAAGUUUAAAUGGAAAUAAGGUGAAUUAACGCAAAGCUGUCGCCUGUUUACGCAGCCAACAAAUACGGCGCAAUCAUGUUUUUGUUCCAGUGAAGACAUUUGGUUCCACUGAAUAUCAAAUCUAAUACGACAGAAUUAAUCAUUCAAACGUGUUUAUGACUUAAAAUACAGCAGAAAUUAGCUUGGCAGUCCUCGUCCCAGCAGCAGAAAUGCUAAAAUGUACAUUAAGAUUCUGUAAAAAAAACUCUAAUAUACAUUUAAGUUCUCUGAAGUUUGCUAGAAAUAUAUAAAUAUAGGUAGAAGUAAAUUCAAAUCUGUAUUUCAACAUAAACUAUUAAAAAAACAACAUUAGCGGUUGACCAACAUCCUUCAUUGUUGAUUGGCUGUUGCUCACGUCAUGUAACCAAUCAGAUGGCGCUGUGGGCGGGACGUUGUUUCAUAGCCAUAAACAAGUACUUUAACAUUUUCUAGAGAAAAAAAAAAUUGCAUCGACUAGCUACCGUGACGUCCAUAAAUCCAGUAUCUGUUCUCUUUUAGCUCCAUGUUUGGUCUCCUCCACCGGAUACCGAGAACAAAUCCUGGCUCUUUAGCUGACAGAAAAUAUCAAAUCAUUGAAGUUAAAGUUGCUAAAAUACUGUGUAGAGGUGGAAAACACGUAGUAGAAAUCAAUUAAUUGAGUUUUAGUUCUAUAUGAUCAUUAACCACGUUAAUUUAACAGCUCAUUGUUUAGCCGCCCAGAUUUAAACUUUACUGUUUUGGGUCUUGCUUAUUGAUCUUGUGUGGGGGGUUUUUCCACACAAAGGCAGCUGUUUCAGAGAAGAAGCCUUAUUACUGGCAGAAAGACACAGUUUUUAGCAGAAUUUAGCUCCUAAACAGUUUUAUGUUGUUGUUAGGAGGUGGUGGAGACCAAAAACGGAGCUAAAAGAGAGUAAAUACUGGCUUUAAAGUCACCAGAUGCACAGAAACACAACUUCACUGUGUGGAUAAUGUUGUUUAAUGUGUAAAUAAUCAACUCUUUGCUUUAUUUGAAAAACAAUGUGAGAAUUUUGAGUUUGUAGUUUGUUUCUGCUGCACCCAAAUGGUCAAAAACUGAACUAUUAGUGCAGGUUCAGGACAUUUACAGGAACGGAGAGCUAAUUAAAGUUUUAUUACCCCACUUGGUAAAGCAUUAGGAGCGAUGGCAUGUCUGUGUUUCACAUCAGAAUCUGUUUUCUGCUCCUGGGAAAGCAAAUGUUUGUGUCUGAAUUCCUGAUUUUCUGACAUGUCUCAAACGCAGCAUGGAUAUUCGACCGUGUCUUCCUCGUUUGUUGUCUGCAUGACGCUGUUUUGUGCUGUAAACUUUACCUUAAAAUACAUGAAAAUGGACUCGACAGACCUGCAGCUUGUUGCCAUUUGCAGAGAAAAGCAUGAAGCCUGCGGCGGUUUCCUUCAAAGCCAUCACUGAUGUUGAACAGCGUGCCUGUCCGCCACACCGACCUGAAGCUUGCUGUUCAUAUUUAUGGACAACGGGACAAACAUGUGCUUGUGCUUCUUUCUACUCGUCCUCUCUACCUCCCAGCGUUUCUACCUCCUGCUCCAGAGCUUCUCGGCGAUCGUUUACUUGCAGCUUUUCUCAAAUUGAACCAAAAUAAAUAAAGGUGGCACGGAGACAUUUUAAACUGCUCUUCUGUGCGAUAUCAGACUGUUUACGUCUAAAUCAGAGAGUAUGAAACGAUGCAAACCUGAACUGAAUUAACUGAAGCAAAAAGGUGGAUUCGGUUGAGCCGUUUCCUCGUUUUUGUUUUUUUUUCUUCUUUAAAUCUGGGCUGCAGAGGUUGGAAACGCUGACCUGUCCUGUCUUUUCUCUGCUCGCCUUGUAUCUCUAUGAAAAUGCACUAUUUUGCACAGACUGUAGUUUUCUGGUGGCGACUCUUUACCUUAAACUCGAUCUGCAGUACACGUCAUGUGUUGCUUUUGUGAAACGAUGAAUUAAAUAAAUGAGCUAUUAACAAGGAA